Aureobasidium uvarum is the source of this 493-nucleotide messenger RNA. NCBI's taxonomy places the organism in Eukaryota, Fungi, Ascomycota, Dothideomycetes, Dothideales, Saccotheciaceae. The record is from the annotation of a GenBank genome assembly.
UAAUACAUCCAUCAUGACAACAAACCCAAACCUCCUCUAUGCUUUGGAAAGCAUUACUGCAAACCCUCUUCCAACUUCUUCUACUACCACUACUGUGGCUACACCUCUCGGACCUCACAGAGCUCUGGCGCAAGCAAAAGAUCCUCGUCAUGGCUGCAUCAACGGCAUCAAGAUCUCUACGUGCAAAAUAUGCGCUGGUCAUGUGCUGAGAAGGCAAACCAACAGCAAAGCGGCAUGCACCGCAUGCAAAGGCACUGGAUUCUCAGGGGCUAGGUGUACUGCUUGUGCCAUCGGAGCCGUCUUCGCGUUGAGAACGCUCAUCAAGGAGGUCGCUGCUGACGUCCUGGCUGGAGAUAACAAGAGGAUCAAGGUUCUCGAGAAUCAGGCUUCGGCAACGAGAGAGACUGCGAAAAGGACGGAGAUGGCAGACGCGAAAGACACAAAAGCGAAGGACGGGGAUGGUCCAGAGGAAGAAAGCGAGACCCUCAAGAAA